AUGCCCAAAAGAAAGGCUGAAGGGGAUACUAAAGGAGAUAAAGCCAAGGUGAAGGAUGAACCACAGAGAAGAUUGGCAAGGUUGUCUGCUAAACCUGCUCCUCCAAAGCCAGAGCCCAAGCCUAAAAAGGCCCCCGCAAAGAAGGUACCCAAGGGGAAGAAGGAGAAGGCUGAUGCUGGUAAGGAUGCCAAUAAUCCUGCAGAGAAUGGAGACGCCAAAACAGACCAGGCACAAAUAGCUGAAGGUGCUGGAGACGCCAAGUGAAAUGUGUGCGUUUUUGAUAACUGUGUACUUCUGGUGACUGUACAGUUUGAAAUACUAUUUUUUAUCAAGUUUUAUAAAAAUUCAGAAUUUUGUUUUACUUUUUUUUUU
Messenger RNA from Microtus oregoni (creeping vole), 372 nucleotides. Its product is annotated as non-histone chromosomal protein HMG-17-like. The transcript has a single exon. Gene Ontology annotation, cellular component: nucleus; chromatin. Gene Ontology annotation, biological process: chromatin organization. The record is from RefSeq and is a predicted model, not a curated record. Lineage: Eukaryota; Metazoa; Chordata; Mammalia; Rodentia; Cricetidae. Bases 1 to 264 code for a protein of 87 amino acids. Gene Ontology annotation, molecular function: nucleosomal DNA binding.